Dermacentor andersoni is the source of this 3353-nucleotide messenger RNA. Its product is annotated as cholinesterase-like. Lineage: Eukaryota; Metazoa; Arthropoda; Arachnida; Ixodida; Ixodidae. Gene Ontology annotation, cellular component: plasma membrane. Gene Ontology annotation, molecular function: acetylcholinesterase activity. The record is from RefSeq and is a predicted model, not a curated record. Gene Ontology annotation, biological process: choline metabolic process; acetylcholine catabolic process.
CAUGGGAGAAAGCAUCUGGUGUUUAUAUAUGACUGUCAAUUAAUGAAGUUUAUCGUUAUACAACCACUGUAGGCAUACAAUUAAAGAUAGCCAUUUGGCAGGCAGUGGCAUCGCUAGAGCUAGGGGUUGCGGCACAUGGUGCGGCGCCUCAACGCGUACAUCUCUGCGCGUCCUCUUUCUUGUGCUUGCUUUUAUCGCCAUCCGUAUUGAUUACGUGCAAAAGCGUAGAAAAACAGCCUUUCGAGACGUAUAAACGCGCUCAUAUUGAUAUUUGUAAACGGAAAAUCUCGUGGUCACAUUCGAAUUAUAAGCUUUUAUUUUUUACUUCCUAUAUGGCGCAUUGUAAUUUAGAGACAUAACAUUGCAUACAUUAAAAUUUUUGUCUCGCACAGUGUCACUAAGCGCUUGUCUUUCUCCACCUUUCUUGUGUCUGUGGUUUUUACCGCACUAAGUUACCAGUUCUAUUCAACCGAGUGACGCACUGAUAACAGACGGACUGACUCAGACUGACGGGUCAGUCCGAGUGAGUCAGAGUGAGUCGACUCAUUAAUGACUUUGCAGAUACAUAGUUAUGACUUCGCAGAUGUAUAGCUGCUGUUGGUGUUGCCCGGGCGCGCCACCACCUAAGGACUUUAGUCUAGUUUAAUGCCUCUCUAAGAAUGACAGCGGAAGUUUUCAGGCACUUCAGGAGCAGAUCUGCCGCAGCGCGGACUGAAGACACACGCAUGCACGUAUUUUGCUUCAUUCUUAGCUGGUUCCGCAGCUGAUUAAAAUCGUUCCCGCGCAGGGCUCACGUGGUAACCAUCAGCGGCUCUGUGAUGCUGUUCGUGCUCAUCUUUCUGCUGUCCGCGUACUUCAUGUGGCCGCGUUCCCGGAACACGAGGAGGAAGUCGAGCGGCGGGACUACGUCGUCGAACGCCGGCCGCAUCACCACGCACCGAACAUCCGCCUGCACCGACGCCGCACAGCUGAGCGUGUGGAUCGACAGCGGCGAGAUCCGGGGCUGGCGAAGUCAUGGCACCGUGGGCGCCGGCAAGAAGCAAGUCCGCCAGUUCUUCGGCAUUCCUUACGGCAGGUCGACGAGUGGCGUCAACCGCUUCAACUACGCCGUCGAGACCGACAUGCCUGGAACGUUUCAAGCCGACCAGCACGGGCCACAUUGCUUCCAGAAUUCAACCAAUGAGACCCUGCUUGACGAAAUGCGCGAGGAAUGCCUGACGCUUUCCAUCUGGACACCCUUCCUAUGCACGCGCGAAGAGUCGCUCAAGACGGUCGUGGUGGUCGUGUCGUCCGAAUGGUUCCAGACCGGACAUGUGUCCGACCACGAAAAAGCCUGCCGAGAGAUCGCCUCCGCAGACGUCGUCGUGGUGGCGAUCAACUUCAGGCUCGGCGUAUUCGGCUUCCUGCGAACCCCUUGGAUAGGCAUGCCGAGCAACGCCGGUUUCAGCGACCUCGUCAGGGCCCUGACCUGGCUUCGCACCAACGUCGCCGCCUUCCACGGCGAUCCCAAGACGAUGGUCGGCCUAGGCGUGGGCUCCGGCGGCGUGCUGCUCUCGCUGGAUCUGCUGACGCCCAACUUCCGGAUGGCGGCAUUCUUCAAGCGACUCAUUUUGCACGGCUUGGUGGCUGGGUCCUUGCUUCCUCGAAACAGAGGCAUGGACAACGCCAAGAUGAUCGCGGCAAACCUAAAGGAAUGCGCAGGCACGUCGAAAACCACCGAUGCGACCGCACUGCUGCAGUGCCUGAGGAAUGUGAGCGCGCGGACGCUGCUGGAGGCGAGCGCGACGAUGAAGCCGCCGCUUCGCUUCGUUCCGAACCUGGACAGCAACACCGGGUCGGGGCGUCCGUCUCUAGGCGCCGUCGCGCCGUGGAGCGCCCUGCCGUUGAGGCCGCUGAAAGACGUGAGCGUCCUGUGCGGUUACAGCAGGGAAGACGGUCAAGCGCUGUUCGACGACGAGAUAGCCAAGUCGGAAGGCAUCUCCGAGAGCACGCCACCCCGGCACGUGAUCGGACGCCUCGUGCACUUCUUCACGAUGCAGAGCGCGCCGACGCUGUUCGAGGAGUUACCCGAUAGCGCCGUGGAAUCGCUCGAAAAGAACGCGAUUUCUGGCGCCGUGGACUUUCUAGCCGACGCCGUCUACUACUGCCCUCUGGUGGAGAUGGCGACGGCUAUCACCAAGAUGGAAGGCGUUGCCUACGUGUACGGGAAUGUGAAACACCAAGUUUACAGACCCAUGAUGAACUUGAACUACACCAUCGCUUUCGCGAAGAGCGGGAAAGUGCCGUGGUCAGCCUUCGGCGACACCAAGGCCGUUUACGUCGACAACGGCACAGACCCCGACGUUUUCUUCAACUGGCGCUACGAGCAGUGCAGUUGGGUGCAGGAGCUGUCGAGGCGCUUGCAAGUGGCCGAGCCCAAAGCGCCCAAUACCACGGACUUUUGAUUUAGACGCAUCAUAAAAGGAAUGCAGCGCAGAGACCUUGACGAUAUCAUCGCUUUUAUAGGACUCAUGGAACUUGCUCGUGUGUCUAAGCGGGGCGCUUAGUUCUCGCGCUCAAUGACGAGAUGACAUUUGAGAUUGAGCUUUUGUGAAUCUAAACCAGGCUGGACUUCGCUCUAGGUGAAGCUACAUCGAUAAUCUACUGUUAACUCUCAAGCCCCUUUAGGUCGAGACACUGCGAUAUAGCUAUGAGCUUCAGUGCUCUCGUGUGGUACAAGUGCUUGGCCAACUACCAUACGAGUCACAAUCGGCUUAGUGACUCCAUAUCUGUUCAUGUGAGGAAUGUUCCGGGCUCUUGAGUUUCUUGCCUUUACACUUUACGAGUUGCUCUGAAAGUGAGCCAGAUGCACUGUCAAACCCAAAAUAGUUCGUAUUUUCAUUUGCUCUGUAUUCUUCGUGUAAACUCAAAUUUUUUGUGAACAUCCCCACGCUGUUGACGCGAUAUAUUUAGGUGAUUGCCUGCAGUGGCGUCGUCACAAACAAGACAGUAGCCAUUUAAAAACUGUGCACCGGCAUUAUUAGUGCUGCUGUCAUAUGUAGUGGUUCAAAACUUGUGUAUAGGUGUGUGUGAACGUAGCACGCCAAGUAGCACGCUACUUGUUACAGAUGAACAGAUGUAACAGAUGAAUACAUGGCUAUCUGAAAAGUAAAAGCAAAGGGCGCCGCCUGAGGCUCUUCUUUUUUCAUCUGUCUGCGAUUUGACGCACGUCAUGAUAAUGCCCGGUUGCAUUAACAUAGGAAUGUGGACGUCCAUGCCCCUAUCUUAACUCGUACGUUUUUAAAUAUCUCCUUCCCCUCUGGUUAACCUGCUUGCCUUUCCCCUUUCCUCUUUCUCUGUCUUGCAAAUCCCAC